Impatiens glandulifera is the source of this 1241-nucleotide messenger RNA. Its product is annotated as thioredoxin-like 1-2, chloroplastic. Gene Ontology annotation, biological process: cell redox homeostasis. The record is from RefSeq and is a predicted model, not a curated record. Lineage: Eukaryota; Viridiplantae; Streptophyta; Magnoliopsida; Ericales; Balsaminaceae.
UUAUUCGUUUUCUUCUUCUUCUUCCUUCGUCGGUCGUCGUCUUCAUUGAAGCUUCAAAGAAACCCUUCAAAUCUUCUCUCUCUAUCUCUCUAUUUCUCAAUACCCAUCUCUCAAAAUCCUAAUUUAUCCAUACAAUAUCCUAAUCAGAGUUCAAUUUUAGGUUUUUAUUUGAAAACAUCAAUCUAGGUUUUCGUUUUCUGAAUUUCUGGAUCUAUUUGAAAGGAAAUUUAUCGUUUGAUGCAAGAAGAAUCUCAAUUUGGGUGAAAUCAAUGGCUGUUUCGUUCAAACAAGGUCUUUUAGUUUCUGGGUAUCAUGAGGGUAUCGUUAGAGAAAACGAUUACAGAGGUGUUCAUAGAUUCUAUCCUUCUAAUGGUUCUGUUCACUCAAGUAAUGAUUUUCUUGGAAAACCCAUAUCAAUUUCAGAUCAAAAGGGUUCGAGAAACUUCUCUGUUCAGGCGCAAUCUUCAAUUGGUAUAAGCAAAUUUAUGAGAUGGUGGGAGAAAACUUGUACACCUAAUAUGAUUGAGAUUCAUUCAGCUCAAGAACUUGUUGAUUCUUUGUUGAAUGCUGGUGAUAGAUUGGUUAUAGUUGAUUUCUAUUCCCCUGGUUGCGGUGGUUGUAAGGCUUUACAUCCAAAGAUCUGUCAACUGGCUGAGAUGAAUCCUGUCAAUAUCUUGAAAGUAAACUAUGAAGAACUGAAGAAAAUGUGUUAUAGUCUCCAUAUACAUGUUCUUCCCUUCUUCAGAUUCUAUAGAGGUUCAGAAGGGAAACUUUGUAGCUUCAGCUGUACUAAUGCAACCAUUAAGAAAUUCAAGGAUGCAUUGGCGAAACAUGGGGUAGAAAGAUGUAGUAUUGGACCUACAAAGGGUUUAGAUGAAUCUGAUCUUCUAAAACUGGCGGCGGCCGGUGAGAUUUCAAUGAAGAACAACAAGGUUUCAAUUGGAUCAGAUAAUAAAAAUGCAAGUUUUGGGGGAGAUUUGGUAAUUAAUGGCGGAUAUGUCGGCAGCAAACAUGAAGAAUUGAAGUUGUGUUGAUUUAUUUGAAGAGGCUUAUCUUGAUCUUCAUUGUAAUAGGAUUAAAUUAAUAUCAAUUAUUGUUAUUAUUGAUAUGAUUCUUGAAGGUUUGUUUUCUUUUGAUAGAGUUUAUUUAAUAAUGAAAAUGUGAAUAGUUAGGGUUUAUUUUGUGAAGAAGAAGAAGAUUUAAUGUUUCUGGUUUUUUAUGGAUUAACCCAGAUUUUUAGA